CAGGAAUCAAACGUUGAUAUCUGAUGAGCCCGCUUUCAAUUUUGCUGAAGAGUUGUUCAGUCCUGUUUUGCUCCUCUUCCUUGUCUUCUCCAAACAUUCACACAUUAACGUUUGAAUCCUCUGAUCUGAGACUUCGUCCAUUUUCCUAAACCUCUAAUUAAGCCACCAAUUAGAAGAGGCAAUUUUCUCACGUCAGAGAGAGAUCAUCUUUGUAUCAGUGCUGCAUCCACUCUCAGAUGGGUAUAGUGAGGGGGGUGUUAUUGGAUGAAUCAGUACUCUUGGCUGAAAGUGGUGAUGAUAAAACUGUUUCUUUACUCCGGCCAGGAGCUGAGUCUCUCAUCCGAACACUCUUCCUGUCCAGAACGCAUAGUGGAAUUUCUUAUGGUGUUGGCCUUCCAGAUGACAAGGCAAGUGUUCUUCAAAAAAUUGCUAGUUUGUACUCACUUGAUUGCUUCAUCUUAAAUGAUUCUGUAAGUGAGGUUAUGCCUGGAUGGAGUAAUACUGAUGAUGGCAGCAUUAUUAUUUAUCUGAUUUCUGAUAAGAAGGAGUUCUUACCUAAAUUAAGCAGCUAUAAUUGGCUGGUUGUUGUUCUAAAUGUUGGAGGUGAAAGCUUAUGUCACAAUCCAAAUAUACUUCAGAUUGAAAACUUAGAGGAGUUUCCAUUGACCAUAUGCCACUUAAAUAAAAGAUCAAUUGGAACCAAUGCUGUGACUGUGAGUUAUACAAUGAAGCCUUCUCGUGUCGAAGAUUUUGCAAAGAGGGGUGCAUUUCCUUUGUGUCCUACUCAAAAUGGGUUGAUGUUUGUGCCUCUCGCAUCCAAGCUGCCUUUAUCAUCUCAAUUAAAGGGUGUUGACAUAGUUCUCCACAAAGCCACUGAUGAAAUAUUAUCAAUUGAAGAUAAUAAUAUUACUUUUACACAGAACAUCCAAGCAUUGCAAAGAUACUUGGAUCAGCACCAGGAUUUCUGUGUUAUUGAUCCACUGAGUAAUGUUUAUCCUUUAUUGGAUAGGCUAGAAAUUCAACAAGUUCUACUUGGCUUAGUAGAACUGAACACUGAAGGCAAAUAUUUGAUCAGAGGGGCCCAUUUUCUUAAGGCUGAUAACUUUGAUGAAUUUGAUUUUGCAACUGGACUAGCUGAAGCUAGAUUGUCUCUUCCAUGUAUAGUGAAACCUAAGGUUGCUUGUGGUGUCAGUGAUGCACAUAAGAUGACAAUUGUUUUCAAAGUUGAUGAUUUUAAGAAUUUAAGUGUUCCUCUUCCAGCUGUUAUUCAGGAAUAUGUGGAUCAUUCAUCCACUUUGUACAAAUUUUAUGUCUUGGGUGAAAAGAUUUUCUAUGCUGUCAAGAAGUCAAUACCAAAUGCUGAUAUUUUGAGGAAAUCAUCUAAUGGUGAUGAGCUCAAACCUCUACUGUUUGAUAGCUUAAAAUCUAUGCCGACCGCUGACAGUAUCACAAGUAAUGAGCCUAUUGACCUUAAGCUGGUUACAGAUGCUGCAAAUUGGCUUAGGAGAAGGCUUCAGCUUACCAUCUUUGGUUUUGAUGUUGUAAUUCAGGAAGGUACUCAUGACCAUGUAAUUGUGGAUGUAAACUAUCUCCCAUCAUUUAAGGAGGUGCCUGAUGACAUCUCUAUUCCUGCCUUUUGGGAUGCCAUUAGAAAUAAGUUUGACUCUAGGGUAUCUAAAUAAGCAUUUGUUUGAACUUUGUGACUAUUUGACAUGUAAUAAUGCCGAUGGUUACAUAGAUCAGGCACUAGAUGAUAUCAAGCUAAAUAUGAGUUUGAAUAACUCAUUAUUGCAUACUUGAGGUUUGAAAUGCUUAACACUUGUUAUUAAUGCAAUUUAGUGUUAUUUUUCU
This is a messenger RNA of Glycine soja, 1851 nucleotides long. Its product is annotated as inositol 1,3,4-trisphosphate 5/6-kinase 4-like. The transcript is spliced from 2 exons. Lineage: Eukaryota; Viridiplantae; Streptophyta; Magnoliopsida; Fabales; Fabaceae. The record is from RefSeq and is a predicted model, not a curated record. Gene Ontology annotation, cellular component: cytoplasm. Gene Ontology annotation, biological process: inositol trisphosphate metabolic process. Gene Ontology annotation, molecular function: ATP binding; inositol-3,4,5,6-tetrakisphosphate 1-kinase activity; inositol-1,3,4-trisphosphate 5-kinase activity. Bases 237 to 1682 code for a protein of 481 amino acids.